Molecule: messenger RNA, 606 nt
Organism: Fraxinus pennsylvanica
Lineage: Eukaryota; Viridiplantae; Streptophyta; Magnoliopsida; Lamiales; Oleaceae
Source: the annotation of a GenBank genome assembly
AUGGAUAUGGCCAACUUUCUAAUCGCAAGAGCGGAAGAGGUAGUCCCUGGUGGCCUAGUGGCGAUCGUUGUCCCGGCUUGCCCAAAUGGAACCCCUCAUGAUCAAGUCAUUUUUAACAUGAUGUUUGAUCUAUUGGGAUCUUGUCUUAUGGAACUCUCCAUAAAGAUUCUUUACAGAUGCUAUGUUGGCAGCACCUCAUGGCAAUUUCUUCUCUCUCUCUCCCUUUUUUUUCCAACUGCGAAUCAAAUAUUGACAAGUGUGCAGGGAUUAAUUGAUGAAGAGAAGGUGGAUUCAUUCAACAUACCAGCGUACUGCACGCGUCCUCAAGAAUUAGAAGCAGUCAUACAGAAAAACGGAUGUUUUACCAUAGAAAGCAUAGAGAGUUUGCCCUCAGUGAUAGCACCAGACACUCACCACAGGCCCCGAGAUGCAUCUUUCAGCAUAAGAGCCAUUACACAGGAAUUAAUAAGGGAACAUUUUGGAGCUGAGAUUGUAGAUGAACUUUUCGACCUCUUUACUAACAAAGUUGCGGAGGCACAUCAAGUUAUAGCAUCAGGAACAUCACUCAACUUGCUUGUGUUGCUUAAACGCAAAACAUAUAGUUAA